Dermacentor silvarum is the source of this 858-nucleotide messenger RNA. Its product is annotated as cephalotocin receptor 2-like. NCBI's taxonomy places the organism in Eukaryota, Metazoa, Arthropoda, Arachnida, Ixodida, Ixodidae. Gene Ontology annotation, biological process: G protein-coupled receptor signaling pathway. Gene Ontology annotation, cellular component: membrane. The record is from RefSeq and is a predicted model, not a curated record. Gene Ontology annotation, molecular function: peptide binding; G protein-coupled receptor activity.
AUGGAAUAUGCAUUCGGGAACGUCUCCUGUCCCAUAAUAAACGCCGGUAGUGUUGGAAACGUCAGCGAUGCCACUGAUGCCGGCCCGGACGAUAUCCUUGGUCCUCGGUACCACAAGAGAGUUCGCAUCGUCAUCAUCAUCGUCAUGAUAGUUGCGUCUGUCGCCGGAAACAUGGUCGUUUGCUGGAAGCUCGUCUUCAAGCGGCGUCACAGGCGCGUCUCCAAGGCGAGAGUGUUGUUCCUGAACCUCGCGAUCGCGGACGUUCUGGUGGCUUGUAUCACGAUGACGUCGCAAGUGGUGUGGGAGGUGAUGGGCCGUGUUUGGAUAGCCGGUGAUGUUUUCUGUCGCUUCUUCAAAUUUAUGCAGACGUUCGCGCUGGUCUCGUCCACUUACAUGCUAGUGACCAUCGCGGUGGACAGACAUAUCGCGAUCGCCACGCCGCUGGCGCCCAGCCCGGACCCCUGGAAGUUGGCCGCCUUGACGUGGCUGGCUUCGUGCAUGCCGUCGUUGCCGAACGUGUACGUGUUCCACAGUGUGGAAGUCGCGCCGGGGAAGUGCUUCUGCGCGUCAAUCUUCUACGACCGCGGCACGCCUCUAUACCACCGCCAGAUCUACAUGGGCUUCGUGUUCUUCAUGGUGUUUGUGGCCCCACUUGUGCUGCUCUUCACAUUCUACACGGGAAUCCUGUGGACGAUAUGGAAGCACAGUUCCAGAAGCAGCAAAAUGGGACAGCAGACAAGCUCUUCACUGCCGCGUGCCAAGGUGGAUGCUGACUUGCACAAUGGUCCUGUCCCCGAUAUAAUGCAAACUGGCCACCCUAAUGUAGUGAAAACGGAGGUCCUUCAAGCCGGCAGGUGA